Messenger RNA from Molossus molossus (Pallas's mastiff bat), 1071 nucleotides. Its product is annotated as repetitive proline-rich cell wall protein 1-like. NCBI's taxonomy places the organism in Eukaryota, Metazoa, Chordata, Mammalia, Chiroptera, Molossidae. The record is from RefSeq and is a predicted model, not a curated record. The coding region runs from base 1 to 1071 and encodes 356 amino acids. The transcript has 2 exons.
AUGAGAAAGCAGUACAUCUCUUUUGGCAAUAGUGCAGACAGGUGUGAAUGUGGGCAAUUACCUUACCACCUUACCACCUACCACCUUACCACCUUACUACCUAACCACCUUACCGCCUACCACCUACCACCUUACCACCUACCACCUUACCACCUACCUCCUUACCACCUACCACCUACCACCUUACCACCUACCACCUACCGCCUUACCACCUUACCACCUACCACCUUACCACCUACCACCUUACUACCUAACCACCUUACCGCCUACCACCUACCACCUUACCACCUACCACCUUACCACCUACCACCUACCACCUUACCACCUACCACCUUACCACCUUACCACCUUACCACCUACCACCUUACCACCUUAGUACCUAACCACCUUACCGCCUACCACCUACCACCUUACCACCUUACCACCUACCUCCUUACCACCUACCACCUACCACCUUACCACCUACCACCUACCGCCUUACCACCUUACCACCUACCACCUUACCACCUACCACCUUACCACCUUACCACCUACCACUUACCACCUACCACCUUACCACCUUACCACCUACCACCUUACCACCUACCACCUACCACCUUACCACCUACCACCUUACCUUACCACCUACCACCUUACCACCUACCACCUUACCACCUACCACCUUACUACCUACCACCUUACCACCUUACCACCUACCACCUUACCACCUACCACCUUACCACCUUAGUACCUAACCACCUUACUGCCUACCACCUACCACCUUACCACCUACCACCUACCACCUUACCACCUACCACCUACCACUUACCACCUACCACCUACCACUUACCACCUACCACCUACCACCUUACCACCUACCACCUACCACCUUACCACCUUACCACCUUACCACCUACCACCUUACCACCUACCACCUUACCACCUACCACCUACCACCUUACCUUACCACCUACCACCUUACCACCUUACCACCUACCACCUUACCACCUACCACCUUACUACCUACCACCUUACCACCUUACCACCUACCACCUUACCACCUUACCCGCUGCUAGUUUUCCUCCCAGCUGA